This is a messenger RNA of Toxoplasma gondii ME49, 1983 nucleotides long. Its product is annotated as WD domain, G-beta repeat-containing protein. The transcript has 14 exons. The coding region runs from base 1 to 1983 and encodes 660 amino acids. NCBI's taxonomy places the organism in Eukaryota, Apicomplexa, Conoidasida, Eucoccidiorida, Sarcocystidae. Gene Ontology annotation, molecular function: protein binding. The record is from RefSeq and is a predicted model, not a curated record.
AUGGAGGACGAAGCACUCCACUCACAGGGAUCGGCGCCGUCGGAUCCGCUGCUGUCACCAACUCAUACGGCGAAACGUCCUUUGCCAGAUGAGAAGGUUCCUUCGGCGAAUUUGUCUCAAGAGGGACCGGAAGAAACAGAAUACAUAAUCGAGCCCGUAGCCCUCAGCGACGAAGAAGAAAAGCUCGACGAAGAAAUAGACCUGACGGAGCUGGAAGCCGAGUUGCAAGCUGCGCUCUCGGAGACAAAUAUCAGGGCGAGAAGCGUUGCUGCCGAAAGUGGAAACGAAAGCUCACAACAACCCAUGGAGGGUACUUCCGAGGAUACCAAUGAACUAGACGAUUAUGAACAACUGAUGAAGGAUGCAAGGAAGCUCAAAAGAGAACGGGAUGACAGCAAUGACAAUAUUUCCAGUGCUAUCGCUCGAGUGACGGAGAAACACGAAGCAGUUGAAGACUUUAUAAGGUCUUUCCUCAUUUCGUCUCAAAUGCACAAGACACUCUCCUGCUUUCAAACAGAGUGGUAUGACGCUCAGCUUCAGAAGGCUGACAGCGACUCUGCGACUGUGGCAAAAAGGGAGCAGUGGGCUGUUCCAAAUGCCUUUCUCGUAAACCAAGAGCUGCAAGAACAGGUGGCUCAUCUAGAGCAGGAAAUCCGCCGACAGCGCGAGAUUGCCUCCAAGGCCUUGGAAUACUUCGACAAGUUUAAGAAGGAGCGAGACUUCCAUCGUAUGCACCAUCGGCGACUCAAACAAGAAAAAGAAAAGUGCACCCAGGAAAUCAAGAAACUGAAGAAAAAACUUGAGGACAUGCGUCCAGAGAUCGAGACUCUUCACGGCAAAUACAAAACAAGCAUUCGCGAAAAAAUGUUAAUUACCAUCGACAGAGAUCGUUUGGCUGCGAAAGUUGAGUCUCUGAACCGACAGGGUCCGCGCGAGUCGUCGCGUUGUGCCUCUCGUAGUUCGAGGGGUUCUUUGUCCAGUUCCAGCGAAACGGUGGAGGUGAAGAAGCCUGAAGAAUGCGAAGGGGAAAGUCACUGUCGAAACCGAAAUUCAAACGGAGUCAGCGGCACGAGCCAGCCUCGAAAACCCGCAACGAAACUCGACUCGCAGUGGCCAGAGCGUCGCAGAGUCAAUCCUUACCUUUCGGUGGAAGGGACGAGUUCUGAAUUAGGAAAAACUGAGAGUUCUAGUCAGCACCACAGCGAGACCAGCACGGGAUCCGGGUCCUUACUUUCGAGUGCGGAAAAGCCUCGCGACCGUCUUAAAUGCUCACACGCAUUCGAUGCCCACGGUGCCGCAGUUGUUUCCAUCGUCUUUCAUCCUCAACUUGAGCUACUCGCGUCGACAAGCGAUGAUGGGACCUGGAAGCUGUGGCAAAUGCCAGCUGCUCACCUCGUGAUGUCCGGCGUGGGUCACACGGACUGGGUGAGCAGUGCCUCACUCCACCCGUACGCCUCCGUCCUUGUCACGGCCUCUGGAGACGGAACCGUCAAGCUGUGGAGCAUUGCAGAAGAAAACUGCGUCCAUACUUUCACCGACCACUCCAAGCCCGUCUGGGAUUGCUGCUUCCAUGACGCGGGAGACUUCUUCGCUACAUGCUCUGCGGAUCACUCCAUCAAAUGCUUUGAUGCUAACAGCCUGCGCUGCCGAGAAAGCUUGAGAGGGCAUGCAGACUCCGUGAACUCCAUAUGCUUCCAGCCCUUCACCAACUGUCUGGCGAGUUGCUCGACAGAUAAAAUGGUCAAGCUGUGGGACAUGCGAACGGCUUCCGUGAUUCGCAAGCUGUCGGGCCACAGUCACUCAUGCAACGACGUCACUUUCAACAUGCAGGCGAAUGUCGUUGCCUCCUGCGACGCUGGGGGUGUGGUCCACGUGUGGGACCUGAGGAAAAUGGAAGACGUCCUCGAAGUCAGCUGCGGCUCGACAUUACUAAAGAAACCCUUUUGCAGAACAUGGAUGGACAUCCAGACUACGUUCUGGUAG